Molecule: messenger RNA, 659 nt
Organism: Brassica napus (rape)
Lineage: Eukaryota; Viridiplantae; Streptophyta; Magnoliopsida; Brassicales; Brassicaceae
Product: S-protein homolog 8
Exons: 1
Coding region: 196-621 (141 amino acids)
Source: RefSeq, a predicted model, not a curated record
AGAAAAUGCGGAAUUGAGCAUCGACUCCUUUUUCAUAUUAUGGUAAGUAUAUUACUCGUUUUAAGAAGAUUCAGAAAGGGAGCAAAACUUAAUGCAUGAACGUUACUUCAUGAAACACUUUUAAGAAGUCAAGAGUUUAUAUCUUUCUAAUAUAUACCAACUUACAAACAUAGAACAAAUCAAUAAAUCAAAACAAUGACUCGCCGCCUCUCAUGCUUUUUGAUUAUCUUUGCAUUGUGUGCUGAGUUGAGUAAUGGAGCGGUUUUUCCGAAAGACUCUGUACAUUUUAACAACUCUCUUCAACCAAACAACAUUCUCAGGGUCCAUUGUAUCACAGACGAAGAUGAUCUAGGCGAUCAUUUCUUGAGUCAUGGGCAAACCUAUGAUUUCAGUUUUUACGAAAGUAUUUUCAAGACUGAAGUCAUUUGUGGCUUAUGGCAGGGACCUGGUUUCAAGUACUAUGCAUUGUUGAAGGCAUAUGAAGGUGGUGGUAUCAUUGUCCAUUAUGGUAAGAAAAACUAUUGGGAUGCAAGAGAAGAUGGUAUAUAUUUCACACAUGGUUUUUAUCCUCCCAAAUUAGAGUACAGGUGGUCAGCCUAUUCCCUUGCACCAACUUAUUAAAAAUGGAAAGAAAUAUAUGUAAUCCCUCAAAUGAAGUG